Molecule: messenger RNA, 2777 nt
Organism: Castor canadensis (American beaver)
Lineage: Eukaryota; Metazoa; Chordata; Mammalia; Rodentia; Castoridae
Source: RefSeq, a predicted model, not a curated record
UUACAGGCGUGAGCCACUGGUGCCUGGCUAAUUAUGGCUUAAUACUUUUUUUCUCUCCUAUCUUAGCAGGAGCAUGCUAGAAGAUAAUGUUGCUGUGAUUAGCUUCACUCUUUUGGACUGCUUCUAUUAUUUCACCAUUGAAGUGUGGGCUCCCAAAAUGUUUCAUGAAUAUUCUUCUAUCCAUAUUCACUGGUCUCUGUUACUUUUAAAAAUCAUGUUGUCUUCCAAGGCAUCUCGGUUAAUGUUCUUCCUUAUCAGUCAGGAGUCAUGCCUGAUGCUAACGACAGUGGUCCUGCCAUGCCCAUGAUCCCAGCUACGCAAGAGGCAGAGCUCAGGAGGAUUGCGGUUCAAGGCCAGUCCAGGUUGAAAGUAUUGUUGACAAAAGGAAAAACAAAAAAGGGAAGACAGAGUAUCUGGUUCGGUGGAAAGGCUAUGACAGUGAGGAUGACACAUGGGAGCCUGAGCAGCACCUGGUGAACUGCGAAGAGUACAUCCAUGACUUCAACCGCCGCCACAGCGAGAAGCAGAAAGAGAGUGGCCUGGCCCGCACCAACAGGACCUCUCCCAACAAUGCCAGGAAACAGAUCUCCAGGUCGACCAACAGCAGCUUUUCCAAGACCUCUCCUAAGACCCUAGUGAUUGGCAAAGACCACGAGUCCAAAAGCAGUCAGUUGUUUGCUGCCAGCCAGAAGUUUAGGAAAAACACAUCUCCAUCUCUUUCAAGCAGAAAGAACAUGGACCUGGCAAAAUCAGGUAUCAAGAUACUUGUGCCUAAGAGCCCCAUUAAGAGCAGGACCUCAGUGGAUGGCUUUCAGAGCGAGAGCCCUGAGAAGCUAGACCCCAUUGAGCAGAGUCCAGAGGACACGGUGGCACCAGAGGUAGCAGCAGAGAAGCCUGUUGGAGCUUUGUUGGGUCCUGGUGCAGAACGAGCCAGAAUGGGGAGCAGGCCCCGAAUACACCCACUAGUGCCUCAGGUGCCUGGCCCUGUGACUGCAGCUAUGGCCACGGGCUUGGCAGUUAAUGGAAAAGGUACAUCUCCAUUCAUGGAUGCGCUAACAGCCAAUGGAACGGCCAACAUACAGACGUCUGUUACAGGAGUGGCGGCUGGCAAAAGAAAAUUUCUUGACGACAGAAGAGACCAGCCUUUUGACAAGCGGCUGCGUUUCAGUGUGAGGCAGACAGAGAGUGCCUACAGAUACAGAGAUAUUGUCGUCAGGAAGCAAGAUGGCUUCACCCACAUCUUGUUAUCCACAAAAUCAUCAGAGAAUAACUCUCUAAACCCAGAGGUGAUGAAAGAAGUCCAGAGCGCCCUGAACACAGCUGCCGCCGAUGACAGCAAGCUGGUGCUGCUCAGCGCUGUGGGCAGCGUCUUCUGCUGCGGCCUGGACUUCAUUUAUUUCAUACGGCGGCUCACGGACGACAGGAAGCGAGAAAGCACUAAGAUGGCAGACGCAAUCAGAAACUUCGUGAAUACUUUCAUUCAGUUCAAGAAGCCUAUUAUUGUAGCAGUUAAUGGCCCAGCCAUUGGACUAGGAGCAUCCAUAUUGCCUCUUUGUGAUGUGGUUUGGGCUAAUGAAAAGGCUUGGUUCCAAACACCCUAUACCACCUUCGGACAGAGUCCAGAUGGCUGCUCUACCGUUAUGUUUCCCAAAAUUAUGGGAGGACCAUCUGCAAAUGAAAUGUUGCUGAGUGGGCGGAAGCUGACGGCGCAGGAGGCGUGUGGCAAGGGCCUGGUCUCCCAGGUGUUCUGGCCAGGGACCUUCACCCAGGAAGUUAUGGUUCGAAUCAAGGAACUCGCCACAUGUAACCAAGUUGUCCUGGAGGAGUCCAAGGCCUUGGUGCGUUGUAAUAUGAAGAUGGAACUGGAACAGGCCAACGAGAGGGAGUGCGAGGUUCUGAAGAAGAUCUGGGGCUCAGCCCAGGGCAUGGAUUCCAUGUUAAAGUACUUGCAGAGGAAAAUUGAUGAGUUUUGACGGGCAGCUGCAUGCAGAUGACUGGUUUGAGCAGGACAUCAGUGGCUCCCAGUUCCCACAGGCCGUCCUCACAGCCUGAAACAAGUCCACCCUUAGCUCACGCUUGGAAGCAGGACUGGAAACAUCCAAGCUAUUUAUUACCGAGGAGUUUUUUAAGUACUGUAACUUUAAAAUAAAUAACUACAAAGCUCCUUUGUCCAAACGUCAUUAUUUUAUACUCACAAAUGUAAAGUGUAAUGGUGAGCCCUAGACUGCUCUUGGAAGCUCUAAUUUUUGUUUUCUUUGGCUAGUACUGUAUUUUUUUUUAAUUGUGUUUUAUUCAUUUUGGGUAACAAAAGUCUGAAACAAUGUUUGUUUUCCUCAUUGUUUUCCUUUUAGAACACAGAGUCUAUAGGGGUAUUGGCCAGCCUCUCCUCCCGUCCUCAAAUUGAGAUAGAAAAAGUUCUGAGAUACUUUUUGUCUUCUCCAAGGAGGGAGGUACAAAUACCUCAGUGAUGAGAAUUCUAAAUCAUAAGUUAAGACUUACCCUUUAGAAAAAAUGCUUCUGUUGAAAAAUCCAAACAUGCACUUAGGGUUCAUGCCGCAGUGUCAAUUGAUUCUCCUGUUCAAGUAUGUGCGGUUCUCACCCAGUUAACAUGAAGAAACCACUGUCUGGAAGAAAAUUUACUUUGCAGUAUUAGUGAAUCACUGAAUAGCUAAGUUAUAAGUAAGUUCCAAAUAGUUUUUCUGACCCUUUUGAGAAAUAACUAGAUAAGUUCUUCUUGUUGCUGGGUGAGAAAUAUUACUUCAUAUACAAUCUUGGUU